AUGGACUGGGACCCUUUGAAAAACUGUGUUGGGCAGAAACGCGGGGCAGAGGAGGCCAGAGAGAGGGUGGCAGGAGAGGAAGAGCGGAGCGGCUCAGCCUGGGUACAGAGGACCCUGAGAAUACCUGACUCCCGACGCCUGGCACCCGAGAUGCGUGGCCCCCUCUCGGUGCGUAGAAGCUACGAGCGGACCCCCGGAGGAGACGGAACGCGGACCUUGGGAAACCCAGUGUGA
This is a messenger RNA of Knipowitschia caucasica, 234 nucleotides long. Lineage: Eukaryota; Metazoa; Chordata; Actinopteri; Gobiiformes; Gobiidae. The record is from the annotation of a GenBank genome assembly.